CUUUACAUCAUGGGAUCUUGUUCAAGUGAGCCUAAAAUACCAAUAAAGCGAGUGAAAAGAGGUAGAGAGGAUUGAACCCUCACAUGUAAUACUCCUAUAUGGACAGUUAGUAUGGGAAAAAACGUCCCUAUGUUACGGUGCCGACAAUAUUCAUUUUCUCUCUGGUUCGAGACACUUUAUCUAUACUGCACAUGCUUGAGAACGCGCCGAACCGAGCUGAAACCUCGGAGGAUAGAGAAAUCGUUGCCAUUCUGUCGGAACAGCUUCUACUUAUUAAAACUGUCCAUAUAGGAGUAUUACACUUAUGGUUCAACCUAUGCUCUUUGUCUAUCUUCCAAUUGUACGAUUUCACUUACAUGUCGCUCUCUCUAUCUUUUAUAUUAACUCUAUGAACACUUCCAGCAUGUGAUGUCUUUUAGGGUUAGGAAAAAUAUUAAUCAACAUUAAGUUUCACAAUUGAUAUUUUUUUUUUUUUAUUGGUGUAAUGGCUCGCCGAGGAAAAGUGAAGUAUAAAGAUGUUGUUAAAAAGCCAUAUAUGCAACAGAAAAAAACCCAGAAAUUGAAAUCAAGGAAAAAAUUUAAGUCAUUUAUUAAGAAAAAUAGUAAGACUAGAACAUUUUCUUCUAGUAUAUAUUAUGAACCACAACACAAACAACAAAAGUUAAAUCAAGAAUUGAGAGCAGAAACAUCUUCAUCAGAAGAAGAAACUGUGGAUUUGAACAAUCUUAUUAAUACAUUUUCUAAUAAAGGAAACAAAAAAGCAAUUGAUAGUAGCAGUGACAGUGAAGGAGAUAUUCUCUUCUCAAAUAGUAAUGAAGUAACUAAUGAUGAUAGUAAUGAUGAAAAUAGUGAUUUUCUUGAAGAACAGAGUUAUGAAGCUAACCAAUGUAAAAGUGGUGAAUAUGAGAAUAAUGACAUUUUUAGUGAUGUAGAAAAAGAUGAUGUAUGUUUAAGUGAGGGCAAAAACGAUUCUGAUUCUUAUAUUUCUUCGGCCAAUGAUGAAAUGAUAGAUGACAAGGAAGAUCCAUUCAAUAAACAUCUAUUAUAUGACUUACAUGAAUCCAUGCUGGAGACACUUCAAAUGAUACCUGUAAAUUCAACAAAUAUUUCAGUGAUUUGGCCAGUUUUGCGUAAUUUACAUUUUCAAAUUCCAAAAUGUGAAUUACCAUCUAUAGUCAAGGAAGACACAUUUACAUUAUCAGGAAACAAGACAUAUGCUUCCCAAGGAAGAGUUCCAAAUCUUAUGAAAUAUCAUGAUUUUGAUAAAUUAUACAUCAAAUCACAAAUUGUUGGUAACCUACCAAAAGUGAACAAAGCUAUUAUAAAUAGUGAAAAAUUCACACCAUUGCAAGAGGAAAUGUUUUCUAUAAUUAAUAAUUAUCAGGACUUUUAUUAUCCUGAACGAACAUUCAGUAAUUCCGAAGAAAUUAGGUAUAUUUACUGUGUGCAUGCAGUAAAUCAUAUUUUAAAAACAAGACUAAAAGUUAUUCACCAUAAUGCAAGAUUGACCAAGAAAGAUGAAAUACCUGAAGAAUUUAGAGAUCAAUGCUUAGUACGUCCUAAAGUUCUAGUAAUUUUACCUUUUAAAGAUGCUGCAUACAAAACUAUUCAAAUAAUUAUCAGUUUAAUUAUUUCAGAAGAUAAAGGUAAUGUUAUGAACAAAAAUAGGUUUAUUGAAGACUAUACAGGCAAAGAGUUGUUUUUUCCUAAAAAGAAUCCAAAACCUGAAGACUAUGAACUAUUAUUUCAGGGCAAUACAAGUGAUGAUUUCAAAAUUGGCAUAACUGUUACAAAAAAGAGUUUGAAGCUAUAUUCAGACUUCUACUCAUCUGACAUAAUAGUGGCAUCACCACUUGGUCUCAGAACAAUAAUUGGAGCAGAAGGAGAGUCUGAAAGAGAUUACGAUUUUCUUGCUUCUAUUGAACUGCUAAUUAUGGAUCAAACUGAUAUUUUCUUAAUGCAGAAUUGGGAUCACAUAAUACAUAUUUUGAACCAUUUACAUAUGCAACCAAAAAGCUCACAUGGAACUGAUUUUUCAAGGGUGCGAUUAUGGAGUUUAAAUGGUUGGGCCAAAUAUUAUCGUCAAACAUUAAUAUUUUCGUCUAAUAAUUUACCAGAAAUCAAUGCAAUUUUCAACAAAAAGUGUCAUAAUUAUGCGGGAAAAGUAAAAGUUAUUAAUCCUAUUGAACUUGGUUGUAUUAGUCAAGUAGUUGUACAGGUUCCUCAUGUUUUUCAAAGAUUUGAUUGUCAGAACGCAGCUGAAGCAAUUGAUUCUAGAUUUGAAUUUUUUAUUAAUACAAUAUUACCGCAACAAAAAGAAAGUUUGAUGAAACAUACAUUAAUAUAUAUUCCUAGUUAUUUUGAUUAUGUACGAGUUAGGAAUUAUUUCAAGAAAGAAGAUAUAAGCUUUGUACAAAUAUGUGAAUAUUCUAAGGACGGGAAAGUAGCUCGAGCAAGGGAUAUGUUCUACCAUGGUGAUGCACAUUUCCUCUUGUACACAGAAAGAUUUCAUUUUUUCCAUCGUAAGAGAAUUAAAGGAAUCAAACACAUCUUAUUCUACCAACUUCCAACAUUUCCCAAUUUCUACUCUGAAAUAUGUAAUUUAUUACAAGAAACUAUUUUAAAUAAGAAAUCAAGUGGUCUAUCAAAUAUGUCAGUUUCUGUCAUGUAUUCCAAAUAUGAUGCUUUUCAAUUAUCAGCUAUCAUAGGUGUAGAAAAGAGUCGAAAAAUGUUACAUUCUGACAGGAAAGUACACAUGAUGGUUACAGGAGAUAAUAUGUAAAAUCACAAUAAACUGGCAAUUGUGAAUAUCAAA
Diorhabda sublineata is the source of this 2815-nucleotide messenger RNA. RefSeq names its product U3 small nucleolar RNA-associated protein 25 homolog. The record is from RefSeq and is a predicted model, not a curated record. Gene Ontology annotation, biological process: maturation of SSU-rRNA from tricistronic rRNA transcript (SSU-rRNA, 5.8S rRNA, LSU-rRNA). NCBI's taxonomy places the organism in Eukaryota, Metazoa, Arthropoda, Insecta, Coleoptera, Chrysomelidae. The transcript has 5 exons. Gene Ontology annotation, cellular component: nucleolus; small-subunit processome. The coding region runs from base 485 to 2782 and encodes 765 amino acids. Gene Ontology annotation, molecular function: rRNA binding; U3 snoRNA binding.